UGCGGGAAGAGCGAGUGAAUUUCCGUGGUCAGCCACUACAAUUCCCGAGUGUGGUGAUAACAGGCGCGUGAUGACUGUGUUGGUACGUUUUUACUAUUUUAUUUAAGUAUGACUAAUGUUCCGGGCAGCGAGUGUUGGCGCAGUCUUGACACCCGCGGCUCACCCAGGACAGCAGCAGCGGCGGUGGGGGACGUGGCAGGACAAGUGACAGGAAGCUGAGGCUGAUAAGACGGGAUAUUGCGAGAGGAGACUGUGGCGUGGUAACUCAUUUCAUCAUUAUCUCCUAUUUUCUUGUCUUCUACGUACUUUUAAAAGAGGAAGGUAGUUCCCUGCUCCUGUCUCACCUUCAUGGAGGAUCCGAGGAAGCACAUAGAGAAAGGAGAGUCGUAAGCAGGUGAAGAAGUGAGGGAGGUAAUGAGCCAUUUGGGCACUCCGUUGUGACUCGUGAAGGGCAUGCGCACGCCAGAGAAUGGAAGAGGUUGGAGAGAGAGAGGGAGAAAAUACAUGUUUCGGUACUUCACUCCUCUCUCCUUCCUCCUCUCGUCAUCUUGAGAGAGCCUUGCUGGUGUCUUACGUCGCCAAGUCUGUGGGUCACCAAGCGGCUUGGUGAGAUAUUACUGAAUUACAAAGGAGCUCGGAGUCAAAACAGACUCAGGCACGGCAGUUCCCUCAGGAAAACGUUUCGGUCGCGUCUUUACAUCACUGCGGCGGAAGUGUCACUAGUGUGGGCCGAGUGUAUAGUGAAGGAAGGCUCUGCGCUUCUGUGUGCACCUGGAUCCCUGGCGUGUUGUGUGUGAGAGGCGGGAAGGCGCCAAGCAGGUGUGGGGAUGAAAAUAAAAGUAAUUACGAGUGCAACGCCGAUCCCCAGCCAGCGCCUCACGGGACAACAGUAAGUGGUCCCGGGCGACUUAAAUACCACGGGGGCAGCACCAAGAUAGCAGCGGCAAGGCAAAGCAAGGCAAGGCGUGGCACACACACACACACACACACAAACACACACUCGCGGACGCACGGUGUGAUGCCUGCGGUCACGAGGCCGUCUGGCAGCGGAAGCCCAGACGUUUAUCAGCGGGUUCAGUAAUCCUGCCACCACCACCACCACUACUACUGUCACUUUAUCACCACUCUCCACCUCCAUACGUAAUAGUGAUCCACCAAAACCACCAGUGCACAUCCACCAAGUGAUAUAUCCACCUUCACUAUCUCCACCGCCAUUACCAGCACAGCUUGAUCUCCAGAGAGUGGAGACACGGGUGGAGGCAGGAUGGCGGAGUGGAGGGCGGUGAACAUCGCCACCAUCACGGAGGAGAAGGUGGAGGAGGAGGAGGUGGGCGAGGAUGGCAUGGUGGAGACAAUCAUCUCGCCCAUGAAGAAACAGCCGCCUGAGGCAGAAAGUCCGCAGCCAGCAGCCUCUGCCGCCCACACCAACGAUGGAAAAGAGUCUCGUCCCUCCCCAGAGAGGCAAAGCAGUCUGGUGGAGAAGGAGGUGGAAGAGGGACAGGACAACAGGCAAGCUGGAGAUGGAGAGGAGAAUCGUCGUCCAUCCCUAGAGCGGCCGAGCAGUCUGGUGGAGAAAGAGGUGGAGGAGGGGGAAGACAGCAAGCAGGCCAUCUCCACCAUCCUCUCCACCAUAUCCUUCGACAGCGACUCCUCUAGCGUUGCCCCGGCCCGCACCACUCUGCCCCGCACCCACCCCGCCGCCCCACGCAACGCUGCCCCACGCCACGCCGCCGCCCGAAGCAGAACCCUCCCCAGAACAGGCAGUCGCGCAUCAGGGUUCACGAUGAACCUCUCGGAGAAGUUCGUGACGGAGCUGAGUUUAUAUGACCCCGACGGAAGCCGCGAGCCCCUCCUGAGCCCCGUCAUCCUGCUGGGGUUGUUCCUGGCCACAGAUCAGGUGCUGGGCGACCACUCCAUCUACAAGGUGUCCCCCGUCUCUCCUCUGGCCGCUCUCAAGAUAAGGCCACAAGACAGGCUGCUCAAGAUCAACGGAGUGAGUCUGGAGGGUUGGUCACACGCCUGCGUGGUGGACUACGUGAAGAGCCUGACCCUGUCCGCCGCUGCCACCGCCACCGCUGAGGACCCCGACACCCCCACGGAUAUAAGGCUGAGUAUAGAGCUUCGGAGGUCAGGGCGGAAUGUCAGAUCCCCGCAGGAGACGCCCACAAGCAAAAUUCUAGACGCCACACUCAGAAUCAGAAGAAGAAUCAAUAUUUUCUCUUCAGGAGCGACCGUCACCGCCGUGCAGGAGCGGGAGAUGUGCGUCAGAUACCGGACUACUGUACCGCGGUGUCUGAAGGAGGCGCAGAAGGGACUCUACCUCUCCAUCAACCUCUCUUCUUCAGGCGUGGCUGGCUUAGUGGCGUGUGCUGACAACAGCGAUGGAGCAGGUCGGUUCCUCCUUCACACCUUCGACGUCUCCUCCAUCUCCUCCUCCUCGCCUCACCUCAACGGGCGCAGCGGCGGCGGCGGUGGCGGUGGUGGCAUUGGUGGUGGUGGUGUGGGUCAGGGGGAGGUGGUGGUGAUGGAGAGUGACGCCUGCCGCUCCUGGUACCUCCAUGCCUCCACCCCGGACUGUGUCGCCCUCAUGUUCGCCUCGGGUCUUGAGCCGCAGACACUGACGGAGAAGGACGUGCGUUUCUUCAGCUUGGUUCCUCUGCCUGGCGAUGAUCACCUCUUCAGGAUACAGAACCUGUCCACGGGGUCCUUUCUUUCCGUGGCGCCUGACUGUCUUAGCCUGGUGGCGAGGGAUGUCUACGGAUCACUACCAGACUCCACUGUUUUCCAUGUCCUUAACUGUUAGGUAUUCCAUGGUUUUAUAUUAUUCAAUUUCCUUCAUGCUUUUUUAAUGUUCUUCUCUUUAUAUUUUUGUUUCUUCUCUUUUCAUUUUUAUUUCUUCUCUUUUAUUUUUUAUUUCCUCCAUGCUUCUUUAAUGUUUUUUUCUGUCUUUCUCUUACCUGCAAUUCCCUCCUUUUUCUUUUUCUUAUGUUCCUAUUUAUAUCUUUCUCCACUCUGGUCUUUUCCACGUCUUUCACUGUUAGGUAUCUCAUUUAUUUUCGUCAUUUUUUGCCUCCUUGUCUCUUCGUUGUUCUUCCCUGUCUUCCCCUGUGUUCCUUGUGCAAUGUGCAACCCUUGCCUUGUACUGUACUUCCUUACUUACUUCUCUGUCUCUGCCACUAUUCUCUCUUCACUAUUAUUUUGUCUGUUUAUCUUCUAAAAAUACUUUCCAUAGGUCAGUAUGACAAUAGCUGACCUAGUCCUUGCAUUGCUUCACUUGUUAUGUAUUUGAAUAAAUCUUUGUACAUUAUAAUCAUCAA
Portunus trituberculatus (swimming crab) is the source of this 3317-nucleotide messenger RNA. RefSeq lists its product as uncharacterized. The coding region runs from base 1265 to 2803 and encodes 512 amino acids. The transcript has 12 exons. Gene Ontology annotation, molecular function: protein binding. NCBI's taxonomy places the organism in Eukaryota, Metazoa, Arthropoda, Malacostraca, Decapoda, Portunidae. The record is from RefSeq and is a predicted model, not a curated record.